Cebus imitator (Panamanian white-faced capuchin) is the source of this 2482-nucleotide messenger RNA. It is a transcript of the gene INTS14, whose product is annotated as integrator complex subunit 14. Gene Ontology annotation, cellular component: integrator complex. The transcript has 13 exons. The coding region runs from base 337 to 1893 and encodes 518 amino acids. The record is from RefSeq and is a predicted model, not a curated record. Gene Ontology annotation, biological process: snRNA 3'-end processing. NCBI's taxonomy places the organism in Eukaryota, Metazoa, Chordata, Mammalia, Primates, Cebidae.
CAACGGCCGCCCCGCCCAGCGCGGAGCGCCGGCGCCGGGUUCCCUUCUGUCGCGCGGCUCUAUAGUUCCGGCUGUUGGCGCACGGGCGGAAAGUUUAUGCCGACGGCCUGUGUCCGGCGAUGGGCGCGGGGCGCUGCUUCCGGCUGCCUCGCUCUGAGGCGCGCGCCCCGAGCCCCGCGGAACCCGCACCGUUUCGCCUUCUGCCAGGUCCCCCUCCGCCCGGUCUUUCCGUGAAAGACUUCCGGAUCUCAUAUUUUCUUGACUGAUUCUUAAGCGUUUCUCUGUUUAUAGCUGUCUGUUUGCAUUCUGAUUGGGAACACUGGAAUCAUUUUCAUCAUGCCAACAGUGGUGGUAAUGGAUGUAUCCCUUUCCAUGACCCGACCUGUGUCUAUUGAGGGGUCUGAGGAAUACCAGCGUAAGCACCUAGCAGCCCAUGGUUUGACGAUGCUGUUUGAACACAUGGCCACAAAUUACAAGCUUGAAUUUACAGCACUUGUGGUUUUUUCAUCACUUUGGGAGUUGAUGGUCCCCUUCACGAGAGAUUAUAAUACCCUACAGGAAGCACUAAGUAAUAUGGAUGAUUAUGACAAAACCUGCUUGGAGUCUGCAUUAGUUGGCGUUUGCAAUAUCGUUCAGCAAGAAUGGGGUGGUGCAAUUCCUUGCCAGGUUGUCCUGGUAACAGAUGGCUGUCUUGGCAUUGGUAGAGGGUCAUUACGACAUUCCCUAGCUACUCAAAAUCAACGAAGUGAGAGCAACAGGUUUCCACUACCUUUUCCUUUCCCAUCUAAGUUAUAUAUCAUGUGCAUGGCAAAUUUGGAGGAGCUCCAGAGCACCGAUUCCUUGGAAUACCUUGAACGUCUCAUAGAUUUAAACAACGGUGAAGGGCAGAUUUUUACUAUUGAUGGUCCCCUGUGCUUGAAGAAUGUACAGUCUAUGUUUGGAAAACUGAUAGAUCUGGCAUAUACACCUUUUCAUGCUGUUCUCAAGUGUGGCCACCUAACUGCUGAUGUACAAGUCUUCCCCAGGCCAGAACCUUUUGUUGUAGAUGAAGAAAUUGAUCCUAUUCCUAAAGUCAUUAACACAGAUUUGGAAAUAGUGGGAUUUAUUGAUAUAGCUGAUAUUUCAAGUCCCCCAGUUCUGUCCAGACAUCUGGUCUUACCGAUAGCACUUAACAAAGAAGGUGAUGAGGUGGGUACUGGCAUCACUGAUGACAAUGAAGAUGAAAAUUCAGCCAAUCAGAUUGCCGGCAAAAUACCCAACUUCUGUGUCCUGCUCCAUGGUAGUCUGAAAGUAGAAGGAAUGGUAGCGAUUGUUCAAUUAGGUCCUGAAUGGCAUGGAAUGCUCUACUCCCAAGCUGACAGCAAGAAGAAAUCAAACCUCAUGAUGUCUCUCUUUGAGCCUGGCCCAGAACCUCUCCCAUGGCUAGGGAAAAUGGCACAGUUGGGUCCUAUUUCAGAUGCUAAAGAAAACCCUUAUGGCGAGGAUGACAAUAAGAGCCCAUUCCCCCUGCAGCCCAAAAACAAGCGCAGUUAUGCCCAGAAUGUGACUGUCUGGAUCAAACCCAGUGGCCUGCAGACAGAUGUACAGAAGAUUUUGAGAAAUGCAAGGAAACUACCUGAAAAAACACAGACAUUCUAUAAGGAGCUGAACCGUUUACGAAAGGCCGCUCUAGCCUUUGGUUUCUUGGACCUGCUGAAAGGGGUGGCUGACAUGCUGGAACGGGAAUGCACACUGCUGCCCGAAACAGCCCACCCUGAUGCUGCAUUCCAGCUGACCCACGCAGCCCAGCAGCUCAAGCUGGCCAGUACCGGCACCUGUGAGUAUGCCGCUUAUGACCAGAACAUCACACCUUUGCAUACGGACUUCUCUGGGAGCAGCACUGAAAGAAUGUGAAACUGACUUUUGGAGUGCUCCUUUUUUCAUUUCAACUGAAAAUGAUGUAGAGUAAAAACCUUUCCAGUAUGUUCACCUCUGGGAUAGCCACCCAGAGACCUUCCUGAGGCUGCCUCAGAAGCACCGACUCCACUAGCGUGAGAAGGAUGUGAAGGUGGUUGGCUGAUCGGGCUUUAACUUCCUGGGACUCACAGUUUUUAAGCUUGGAAGAUAACUGCUGUUCCCAUGAUGGGCACAUUUCCUGAGAAGCUUGAAUGGCUGAUGAGCAUAGAGUACCCCUGCCUUCCUCAGGAAACCGGCAAGGGCUCUCUGGCUUUCCGAAAGCAUCGCCUGUUCUCUCCAGUUUCUAUCUCAACUGUUAAGGGCGUUCAUGGAAUGAGCACCUCAGACUGUCUGGAGGUUGCCGAGUACACACCACCACUUUCAGAACUUUCCGCAGAACUUGGGCAAAAUGUGGUGGUAAUUCUUAGAGGCUUCUGGUAUCUCUUGAGAUUCUAACUUUUAAAGGACAACCAUUAAUGUGUAAAAUGAGUCCUGUUUCUUCAAGGUUUUUGUUUUUUUUUUUUAAAUGAAAAUAUUUGAUUUUCUA